Adineta steineri is the source of this 1116-nucleotide messenger RNA. NCBI's taxonomy places the organism in Eukaryota, Metazoa, Rotifera, Eurotatoria, Adinetida, Adinetidae. The record is from the annotation of a GenBank genome assembly.
AUGGGUAUCACUGGAUCACGAGAAAACAAAGAGAAGAAGCCAGUUGUGCUCAUUGUCGGUGGCGGAUACGGUGGUGUUCAAUGUGCCAAAGCAUUGGAUAAAACUGGUCAUUUUUUUGUCGUACUUAUCGAUCGAAAAUCCUAUUUUUUUCACAAUAUUGCAGCACUACGUGCUAGUGUUGAACCGAAUUAUGCUCAACAGAUAUUAAUUCCGUAUGAUCGACUGCUCACAAAUGGAUGUGUUGUACAAGCUGAGGUCGAAGUUAUCUCACCCGAUGGUGUUAAAGUUCAUGGACGUGAAGAGCCGAUUCAAUUCGACUAUCUCGUUAUUGCUACUGGAUCAUCAUAUGCAUUUCCCGGAAAAGUCGCCGAAACUCAACAGCCUCAAGCCCUUGCACACUACGAUAAUCUUCGACAGAAGAUCGAACAAGCGAAACGCAUUCUUAUCAUUGGUGGUGGACCUGUAGGCAUUGAACUGGCUGGAGAAAUUGCAACAGAUUUUCCACUGAAAGAUAUAACCCUUGUACACAGUAGUACAACACUACUCUAUCCGAAUGUGUUCAAACAAGAAGUAUAUACUCGACUACAAGAAGGACUUGAACGACUUGGUGUCAAAGUAGUGCUCAAUGAUCGUGUUGAUUUAGGUACAACUACUUAUGCACAUCAACAUGAGAAGUUUAUUGAAGGUGAUCAAACAUUCUUAACAACAAAAGGCAAGAUCGAGAUCAAGACUGAUCUGACAUUUGUAUGUACAGGAGCACAUGUAAACAACAAAAGUUUGAAGGCAGGUCCAUUCGUAGCAGAGCUAGAUAUGAAUAAGGAAGGUCGGCUGAAUGUGAAUGAAUAUUUACAAGUGAAAGGCUAUACAAAUAUUUUUGCCAUUGGCGAUAUCAGUAGUAAAGAAGACAAGCUCGCAUUUCUCGCAGGCAAACAAGCCGAAUAUGUAGCAUCAUUCAUUACACGAGUCGAGCUCAAAAAAGGCAUGCCGGAGGAAUAUCGCCCUUUGAAAUAUCCAGGGAUGUUCGUGACUUUGGGAAGGAAUGGCGGAGCCGGACAAAUGCCUAGCAAAGGUGCUAUGAUUUUUGGUGAGUCAAUAUUCUUUUACUUUGUCUUUUAA